Aethina tumida (small hive beetle) is the source of this 564-nucleotide messenger RNA. RefSeq lists its product as uncharacterized. Lineage: Eukaryota; Metazoa; Arthropoda; Insecta; Coleoptera; Nitidulidae. The transcript is spliced from 2 exons. The record is from RefSeq and is a predicted model, not a curated record. The coding region runs from base 125 to 508 and encodes 127 amino acids.
UUGACCAGAAAAUACCCCAAUACUUGGACCACUAAUUAGCACAUUACAAGGAUAACGGAAUAAAUAUAAUAUUUAUACCAUACAUCAUUUACCAAACAGACUGUUUAGAACUUAUAGCCUAACGAUGAUGAAGACUCUGUUUGCUGUUUUGGUAUUAAUAAUACUUGUGCACGAUUCACUAACAAGUCCCGAACCGGACCCUCGUGGUGGAGGCAGGGGUGGAGGUUUCGGUGGCGGAAGAGGAGGGUUUGGUGGUCAUGGCUUCGGUGGCCGUGGAGGAUUUGGCAGAGGCGGAUUUGGACGAGGAAGUUUCGGUAGAGGUUUCGGACGAUUCGGAGGUGGUGGAUUUGUUGCUCCUUUCAGAGGCAGACGGUACAGGGGUUUCUCGGGUGUGGGACUAGGAGUUGGGGUUGGAGUCGGCCUGGGUAUUGGAGCUGCUGUUGCUUCUCCCUAUUACUACCCAUAUCCGUAUCCAUAUCCUUAUCCUUACUAUGACUAUUAUGGAUGAAUAAACACGAGCAUUGUUGUUUAAAAAUAAAUAAAACAAUUUAAAAAACUUAAAAA